Cynocephalus volans (Philippine flying lemur) is the source of this 546-nucleotide messenger RNA. It is a transcript of the gene SRPRB, whose product is annotated as SRP receptor subunit beta. The transcript has 4 exons. NCBI's taxonomy places the organism in Eukaryota, Metazoa, Chordata, Mammalia, Dermoptera, Cynocephalidae. The record is from RefSeq and is a predicted model, not a curated record. Bases 1 to 546 code for a protein of 181 amino acids.
AUGGCUGCCGCGGGCUCCCGGCGGGUGGGGGAUGGCGGCGGUUCUGGGGGCACCUUCCAGCCCUACCUAGACUCCUUGCGGUAUGAGCUGCAGCAGAGGGACCCGACGCUGUUGUCAGUAGUGGUGACGCUUCUCGCAGUGCUGCUGACGCUGGUGUUCUGGAAGUUCAUUCGGAGCAGAAGGAGCAGUCAGAGAGCUGUUCUUCUUGUUGGCCUUUGUGACUCCGGGAAAACAUUGCUCUUUGUCAGGGGCAAUAGCCUGACCUUGAUUGACCUCCCUGGCCAUGAGAGCUUGAGGCUUCAGUUCUUAGAGCGGUUUAAGACUUCGGCCAGCAACACCUUACGAGUUACCCGUUCUGCUGCCCCCAGCACACUGGAGAGUUCCAGCACUGUCCCUGCUCAGCUGGGAAAGAAAGGCAGAGAAUUUGAAUUCUCACAGUUGCCCCUCAAAGUGGAGUUCCUGGAGUGUAGUGCCAAGGGUGGAAGAGGGGACACUGGCCCUGCUGACAUCCAGGAUGUGGAGAAAUGGCUGGCAAAAAUUGCCUGA